Molecule: messenger RNA, 411 nt
Organism: Sphenostylis stenocarpa
Lineage: Eukaryota; Viridiplantae; Streptophyta; Magnoliopsida; Fabales; Fabaceae
Source: the annotation of a GenBank genome assembly
AUGCUUCACUAUGGAUUUCUGGUUCCUUACAUUUCUCAAGUUGAUAGAAAAUCUAUCGUCGUCAAAAUUGGUCAAACCUUUGGGAGGGUCACCGAAUCGUACGCAAAAUUGGGUGUUUCUCACAUUUUAAAGCAAUUCAGUGUUUUCGCAAGAAUCAAAAUCCCUGAAACUGCAAACACAUGGUUGAGAAAUGGAUAUUGUAUUCUUCAUGCUGAAAUUUCAAGGCUAACCUUUGCUAAAGCAAGUAUACUGCAGGAGAAUGGACUAUUACCGUACCAGUGUAGCUCAAAUGUUUAUAGAAAAAACUCAAGCAGCGACUACGUGGUUGACAUUUACAUAUUAUGGCACCCUAUUAACGUGUUCCCACAAUUUUACCUAAUCCAAGAUAGUGGGAAAGUGUCAAUCAACUAA